AUGCCAAACCCCGGCCCCGGCCCCCAACUCCCCCCCACCCCGCCACCCUCCCGGCCCCGGAGCCUGAUCGCCCGCGAGGAGCGGGCUCCACCCCGCCUGCGAAGACGCCGCGCUCCCCAGCGCUCCGGAGGCACCAUGAGCAGGAGAAGCAGAGUGGUGAAGGCGGCCAUCGAGGCUACAGAGUCAGAAGCCAAGGCCGGGCCUGUGACAUUCCGGAGCCCACGAGACCCUGCCCCACCCAUCACACCCCUGACCACGCUGGACAGCUCCUCCUCUUCAGGGUCUCACCAUGCCUACACACAGGAGGUGUCUGGGAGACAGUUCAAGGGCAAGCGGGAGGGUCAGGCUCAGGCCUCUGGGAUCGCCUCGGGCGCUCUCUUAAAGAUGCUAACGUCGCAGCUGACAUUUGGGAGAUCCUGGCAGGCGAUCAAACCCAAGCUGAAAAAUCGGAGCUGCCGGGCGGGGGCAGGCACCAGGCAGCGGGGACCGGGGCUGGUUGGGGCCGAGGGCAACGGGCUCAGGCGGCCGCUGCUGGCUAAGUCUGUGCUUUCCGACUGGCCCAGUACGGCCCUGGUCCCCGCACGGCCCCCCAGCCUGUCCCCGUGGAAGGGGAGGGGGACCCUGCCUCCCCCAGGCACCCUGGUCCGCCCCGUGCACCCUCAGGACAGCACCCCUCCGAUGCCAGCAACGCUGCCUGCUGGGGAAGGCCAGCCUGUCCUCGGCAGCCCUGAGAGGGCAAGACGGGACACAGCCUCUGUGCCCACCCCUCGGGGAGUGGACCUACGCCUGCAGAAGCAUGCGCACAAGAGAAGGCACUGCAGCCACGAGACAGAGCGGGGCCGCCCCCAUAGAAACCUGGAAGUGACAUGA
Molecule: messenger RNA, 870 nt
Organism: Rangifer tarandus platyrhynchus (Svalbard reindeer)
Lineage: Eukaryota; Metazoa; Chordata; Mammalia; Artiodactyla; Cervidae
Source: the annotation of a GenBank genome assembly